AUGUCGACAUACAACGGGCGACACGGCCCCAACGUGUCGCAAUAUCUUCGCGAUCUCAACACCAUCAGCCCGCAGGACACUACCGGCGCCGCUGCUGCCGAGGAUGGCUUCAACAUGGAGGAUGAUCUCGCUCUCUUCACCAACACGCAGUUCUUUGAUUUCGACUCUGGCCAAAACACCGACUUCCAGGCUCAGCCCGGCAAGGUGGAAGUCGAACAUGCUGCACAUCACAACGCCAGCCCUUCCGACGACCUUGGAGCCACUCAAAGCAAUGUUGGCGACAUGCCCAGCUUAGACUUUAUGUCUGGCGACUUCAGCUUUGCCGACUUUAGCAACGCAUACGCCGCCCCGCCUAUGAAUGGCUUCCCAGAUGUUGCGCAGGGGUUCCAGCCCCUCCAGCCCAGCCAUGCCGCGGUUCCGAUGCCUCAUCAACAACCCCAAUUCCGCCAAAACACUGCCCGUGCAGGCGACGAGCGGAAGCCGGAAGCCAUGUCUUCUGCGCCGGCUCCUCCGCCCACCCCCAUCGGCCAGCCGGGGAAUUUCGAGGAAGCGUCCCGUGUGGCUGCCGAGGAGGACAAGCGACGCCGCAACACUGCCGCCAGCGCCCGGUUCCGCAUCAAGAAGAAGCAGCGAGAGCAGGCCCUGGAGAAGUCGGCCAAGGAGAUGACCGAAAAGGUCACCUCGCUGGAAAACAGGGUUGCCCAGCUGGAGACCGAGAACAAGUGGCUCAAGAAUCUCCUCGUGGAGAAGAACGAGGGCAGCGACGACAUUACGGCUCUGUGGAAGGAGUUUACGAGGCAUGCCGGCGAGAGGACCAAGACCGCGGCCGAGUCGUGCGCAAGAGACGGACCCGUCAAGGAAGAGAGGUGA
Messenger RNA from Ustilaginoidea virens, 870 nucleotides. RefSeq lists its product as uncharacterized. The transcript is spliced from 2 exons. Gene Ontology annotation, cellular component: nucleus. The record is from RefSeq and is a predicted model, not a curated record. Bases 1 to 870 code for a protein of 289 amino acids. Lineage: Eukaryota; Fungi; Ascomycota; Sordariomycetes; Hypocreales; Clavicipitaceae. Gene Ontology annotation, biological process: regulation of transcription by RNA polymerase II. Gene Ontology annotation, molecular function: RNA polymerase II transcription regulatory region sequence-specific DNA binding; DNA-binding transcription activator activity, RNA polymerase II-specific.